ACAAGAAGAAUAUGAGGCUCACAAUUUAUUGUGAAACUCAACAGUACAUAUCUUAGAUUCAUGGAAUCUAUACACCUCCUCAAAGUCAUACUAUUCAGAUUCAACGUGCAACUUGUGAAACGGAAUUUUUUCAAUUUCUUGAAAUGUUUUCCUUCCUCCCUGCAUUGCAAUUCUGCUGACCAAGAAAACGAGACUUUUGCUUUUGGGUGGCAGUGUGUUUGUGUUAAUCGCUAGCCCACCUUUGAGGAUGACGGGAGCUCUGUCAGUGUUAGGUGCAAUUGGAGAUCGUCAUGAAGUAUACAGGAGUAAUUUUAUCACAGAGGCUAGAUUGUAUACAUUUGGAUUUGGAAAAAGACAGCAGAAUAAAGGGAAAUCACAGAGUGUGCUUUUGGGUAGCUGGAAUAUGAGUGAAAGGGUGUUCAGAGGCACAUGUUCAUGGAGGCAUAAAAAACGUCACUCUCUGGUGGUGGUAGACGAGUUUGCAGGGCAGUACGAAGAAAAUUUUGCAGAUGUUGGGAAGCAUCUUCUUGAUUAUUUCACAUUCAAAGCAGUCAAGACUGUUCUUACACAACUGUACGAGAUGAAUCCCACUGAGUACAGGUGGUUCUACAACUAUGUGGCAAACAACAAACCCAGUGAUGGAAAACGUUUCCUUCGUCUUCUUGUAAAGGAAAGGCAAGAACUAGGAGAAAGAGUAAUGAUAACCCGACUUCAUCUGUUCAAUAAAUGGGCCAAGGGAUACAAUCAUGUGGACAUGCACAAGGCAAUCACUGACCAGAACUUGGAGCUGAUGCGAGAACGACUAGUACAAACAAUCAGAUGGCCUUCUGACAGUGAGAAUGAUGGUGAAAAUAAUGGAUGACAGGUUUGCUUGAUCACCUCUAUUGCAGUUGAACAUUAAAAAAUGGAGCAAUCGCUAUAUUCAUUAAGUAUUAAGCUGCAGUAUCUAUGUAAAGAAGUUCCUCUCCUUGGAGGCACUAUACAAAAAUCGAAAAAAGUACUUGCUAGGUACAGCUAAUUCUCAGAAGCUUGACAUAAAGUAUCAUGAUAUUCUUUUGUACUGCAUCCAUUGUUUUGGGUGUUGCACACAAUCGAUUCCAAAUCAUAAUUACAUGAAGGCUCCUACAAAAUGUCAUGUUAAAAAUUUAGUAUUUAUCAAGGCGGUUGGAAUUUAGAGUGCCUUCAAAAAUCAGUUGUAUUACCAUUUAAAAAAAAAAUUAUAUCAAUAUUAGCAUGUUCAUCACCAAUUUUCAUUCA
Molecule: messenger RNA, 1257 nt
Organism: Cryptomeria japonica (Japanese cedar)
Lineage: Eukaryota; Viridiplantae; Streptophyta; Pinopsida; Cupressales; Cupressaceae
Product: chaperonin-like RbcX protein 2, chloroplastic
Exons: 6
Coding region: 248-862 (204 amino acids)
Biological process (GO): ribulose bisphosphate carboxylase complex assembly
Molecular function (GO): protein folding chaperone
Source: RefSeq, a predicted model, not a curated record